This is a messenger RNA of Plasmodium fragile, 2775 nucleotides long. RefSeq lists its product as uncharacterized. The transcript is spliced from 6 exons. Lineage: Eukaryota; Apicomplexa; Aconoidasida; Haemosporida; Plasmodiidae. The record is from RefSeq and is a predicted model, not a curated record. Bases 1 to 2775 code for a protein of 924 amino acids.
AUGCCCGAUGUGAGCAUAGCAUACGAGCAAAGUUUAUGGCAGGAUAUAAAGACGCUACUCGAAGAAUUUGUGAAAUAUAUGGAAGAUGAGGAUCUAGACAUCUAUGCAGCUAAUUGUUUGAACGCGGGUUACAAACAUCCGAGCAUUGAACAACCCGUGUUGGCAAAGAAGGUCGCAGAUAGACUUAUGUGCACACUCAUGUCACGAGCAUUAUUUUUCAUGAAUGGGUGGCGCCCGUGGUCCGCGAGCGCGGACGAUACAGACCAUAAGAAUGCAGAGUUGAAGGAACAUAUAAGGUGCGCAAUAGUAAAUAUAUUUAUGUACAUAUUGAAUGAAUCUCCAUGCAAAAGUCAAAUGGGUGUAUAUUAUGCAUGGUACACAAUGCAAAAAAUGGAGCCACAUAUAGGGCGUGGUUUAAUAACCAAAGGUAAAUGUGGAAAGGGAGUGUUUCAAAACAUAAAAAAACAGGAAUUCAACAUGGGGAACAAGAUUCAGGAAUGGUUAGAGAAAAAAAAGACGUUGACUGAAAAAAUUGGAGGGGAACACAUACAGAGCAUAUGUAAGAAAGAACUAGAAGAACUUGACGGGGUAACAACGGGUACACAUAAAAUGGGUGACAAAAUAGAAAUGCAGCCAGAGGAGAAGGAAGCUAUAACUACGUUAGGCCAAAAACUGAAGGUCAUAGUUGAGGAGGUACAGACAGCCGCAGUGCAAUGCGCGCAGGCAAAUGGCGCAUGCAUGGACCCUAACGGAGAUGCCGGCAGUAGCGAUGUCAAGGAUGACGAAACUGAGUCCAUACCACCGAACUCUGUUGAAAGCGCUACACCAGCACAAUCCGGCAACGUAGACGGCAAAGAAUCGGCCACAUCAGGACCCGUAGGAGGCAAGAAACCGGCAGCACCAUCACGGGCAUCACCAGGGCCAAUAGAAGGCGGAUCAGAGAAAGCAGGGAAAGACGACGUCGCCGAUAAGACGAAACAGCCCGGUCAUGGAGCGACACCGGCUGUGAAUGAGAACACUACAGACACUAUGUCCCCAGCAGGUUCGGGACAAACGCAUACAACAGUGAAGGACCCAGCGCUGGUACCACUAACGGAAUCAACAACAGGCCAGCAUCCAACUGAUCCACCAGCCUCGGACUCUAAUGGAGGAAGCAGUAGUAGUGGCGGGGGCACAAGUGGACGUGAGAGUUCCUCCAGCUCAAGUUCCAGUUCUGGUACUGGUGCUGGAGAUGAAGAUUUCUUUGUAGCGCCGGAUAAUACGCCCCUAUGGGGCAUAGGACAGUAUCCGACCGCACCUGAACAGAACAGGGGUGGGGGACAAAUUCAAGAACGUGCAAAGGGCUCCAGGGUGGGCAGCACUGUGAACGUGCUCGAUGAUAAAUAUUGUACUUUCGAAGACCACAAAAAGCAGUGCGAUAUCGGAUUCGACUUAACAACAAAAAAGGGUACAAAGGAUCCAGGAGGAGGAUACACACCACCAACCUUACCAAAGCAUGAGCUCAGCCCGAAGAAGUUAGACGAAGAUGGAAGGAUGGAGGAUGACUACGCAGUGCCCGACCUAACCGGCGAUAUCCUUACCGCCACUACUCCCGUCCUGUUUUUUCUCACUUCCGUCAUCGUGGCCCUCCUUGGUUAUUCCCUUUGGAAGUACUUUGCCUACCUCGCCAAACGACGACGAACGUUUCGCACCGUUCGUGACGUGCCGUCACCGCCACUCGACGAAGAAAUAUUGCAGCAUCUACAACGGCCGUCGGCACCACCACCACCCGAUUACGGGCGCACGAUCAUCGAGCUACAUCUAGAAGUGCUGCACGAAUGUGCAGCGACCGAAUGGGAAAACGUCAAAGACGACUAUUUGCACAUACUCGUUGAAGAGUUCAUGGGGCGCAACAACGGACAUAGAAGUUCCUUGGAUGCUCCUAUCACAAACCAGGCUUUAUCAGGGAACAAUGUUUCCUCCAUUGACUCGCAAGCCACGGAUCCAUCUGCACCUCAUGACUGCGAUACAUCGAGUUGUGUGGAAACUAUACAGUUAGAAACGGACCCUUGUCCACCACAUGACCCCGAUCCAUGGAGUUGUAAGGAAACUAUACCUUUAGCAACGGACACUUCUCCACCACAUGACUCCGAUCCAUGGAAGUGCAUGGAAACUACACAGUUAGCAACGGAACCUUGUCCACCACAUGACUCCGUCCUCUGUCCAGUUCGUGCGAACGCGAAUUCGGCCCCCGACCACACUAAUUGGAUUAACUGGAUUCACCGCAACACGCAUCUAUUGCAGGAGUGCACCACGCAGCCGUGGUUUUUGCAAUUAAAAGUGCAUUGGAAACAAUACCUGCGUGAGCACAUGGCGGAACGCGCACACAACGGGCAGCGUGCACUCGGUGAGCGUGGCCAUAUGCCAUCCGUAGAGAUGAAGAAAGAUGCCUGGAAAAAGUGGGUCGCACAGCAACAUCGGCACAUGCGUAUGUAUACGGAGCAGUGGUUUCAACGUUUGUUGAAUAAUGUGGAGGACCACACAGUACCGCAAAAAGGCGAAGUAGCACGCGUAGACAAACACUUAGAAGUGGAAAAAGUAAAGGCAACAGAAGAUGUUCUAAGAGUGAGACAUUUACCGCGGACGCAACUGCAUCAGCAACCUUACAUGCAACAACCGUUAACCGGCCUCAAAUUGUGCAUGCUCCUUCUCGCGUUCGUAAUCGAACAAUGCGAGCUCGAACGCAGUUUGCAGGAGAAGGAGUUAUAUGUGGAUGCCCUAUUGGAAAAGCUCUGA